Engraulis encrasicolus (European anchovy) is the source of this 3111-nucleotide messenger RNA. It is a transcript of the gene c7b, whose product is annotated as complement component 7b. Bases 288 to 2783 code for a protein of 831 amino acids. Gene Ontology annotation, molecular function: protein binding. NCBI's taxonomy places the organism in Eukaryota, Metazoa, Chordata, Actinopteri, Clupeiformes, Engraulidae. The record is from RefSeq and is a predicted model, not a curated record. Gene Ontology annotation, cellular component: membrane attack complex. The transcript is spliced from 19 exons. Gene Ontology annotation, biological process: complement activation.
CUGAUUCCCUGCAUUACAGCACUUCAGAGACUAAUCCGUGUCUUGCACCAAAAACAAUGUUUUGAAUAUGUCCCAGUCCAGGACUUUUCAUUCUGUUUUCAAAAUGUAAUGGUCCAUUCCAAUGUCAGAAACAUCAACUCACAGGAACAGCUUGACCCAUGGGCCAGUGAGCGAGAGGCAUUGCACAGUUUUGGACAGAUGAGUCAAAGCAUUUUUACGGGAAGCGGGACGCUAUUGCAACACAAAGUGGACUUUUUAUAUGCCUAAGCUUUUUCUCCAGAGUCAUCAUGGAGACUCACCAUCCAAUAACCAUGUUCCUGGUGAUGAUUCUCAUGAGCGUUUUCUCACACACUCAAUGUGUGCAGCAGGUCCAUUGCCAAUGGGGGCCCUAUGGGGAAUGGUCUGAAUGUGACGGCUGCACCAAAACACAGAGUCGGACGCGUUCCAUCCUGACCUUUGCCCAGUUUGGGGGAGGUGCAUGUACUGGACUGGCCAGUCAGACUCAACCGUGUGUCCCCACUAAAAAGUGCCCCACAGAAACAGGCUGUGGAGAUUGGUUCCGCUGCACCUCAGGUAAAUGUAUAAACCCUUCUCUGAUGUGCAAUGGGGAUCAUGACUGUGAGGAGGACAGUCUCGAUGAACAGCGCUGUGAUGCAGCCUCCAGCAACACAGUGUGUGACGAACAGAAGACCCCUCCAAACUCUGAGCACACUGGUCUAGGGUUUGAUGCUUUGACAGAGAAGCUAAGGGGCCCAGUCAUCAACACUAAGAGCUUCGGUGGCCAGUGCAGGAAAGUGUUCAGUGGCGACCACAAGUCCUUCUACCGUCUCCCACACAGUAUCCUCGGGUACACCUUUCAGGUGGGGGUUGAGAAUGACUUCACUGAUGAGGUCUAUGACAGCUCAUGGUCCUACAUGAAACAUGUUGAGAAAAGGCACCAGCUGAACGGAGGACACGACCAUUACACAUCUGACUACUCCUUUAAGAAAGACCAGUCAUACCACCUGUUGAUCAUCCGUAACGAGGUGGAGGUUGCCCAGUUCCAGAACAGUGUUCCGCAGUACCUUCCCUUGUCUGAGGAGUUCUGGAGGGCCCUUACCAGGCUGCCGGUCGCCUACGAGCCCUCGGCCUACCGAGCCCUGGUGGAGCGGUUUGGGACACACUUCAUGUCUGAGGGCUCCCUGGGCGGACAGUUUGAGUUCCUGAUGGAACUCGAGUCGAACUCUUUUCAGGAGCUGAGCUCUUCAGAAAAAGACUUUCACCAAUGCAUAACAACGGUCAAACGGAGAUGGUUUCGGAAAAAGAAGACAACAAAAUGCAACAAAAUAUAUAAUCGCUUCAGGGACUUCAAAAGGGGUUCAUCCUCUAGGUCUCCAAUCCAGGCCAACACCCUUGGAGGAAACCUGGGCUACGCUGAGGGUCUCAAACAGUUGAACGUGGAUAACCCAGAGGCCAACCAGGCCAUGUUCAGUAAAUGGGCAGGCUCAGUGAAAGACCUACCUGUGGUCAUCAAGCAAAAGCUGAGGCCUCUCUAUGAGCUGGUGAAAGACGUGCAGUGUGCUGGCGUGAAGAAGCUUCACCUGAAGAGGGCGCUAGAGGAGUACAUGGACGAGAGGCACCCGUGCCACUGUCGGCCCUGCUCCAACAACGGGCUGCCCGCCAUCUCAGGCUCCCGCUGCACCUGCAUGUGCAAGCCGGGCACCUCCGGGCAGGCCUGCGAGCACGGCUCCGUCAUUGGUGAGCAGCAAGGUGUCAUUGAUGGGAGCUGGUCUUGCUGGUCCUCUUGGUCCUCUUGUUCUGGAGGUCAGAGGUCAAGGAGUCGUUCCUGUAAUAAUCCCUCUCCGAGGUCAGGAGGAUCACACUGCAUAGGAGAGGCCACUGAGCGGCAGCCCUGUGAGGAGCCAGACAUGGACUACCUGCGGGCGAUGGAGCCACACUGUUUCGACCCCUCUGUCAUGCCUGUAAGGGCCUGCAAGACCCCACCUGCUCUACAAAACGGCUUUGUGCUGAGCCCCAAAGAUGUGUAUGCAGUGGGAACUAAGGUGGAGUACUCCUGCAUUGAUGGCUAUUACCUCCAAGGCCAGAAGAUUGUUGAGUGCACAGACAGCCUCACGUGGAGGAGAGGAGAGAUGGAGUGCAAAAAGACGUCCUGUGACGCUCCUCCACUUCAAUAUGCUGUGAUUGGCUCUCCAAUGAAAUCCACCUAUCAGAUCGGAGAUCAGGUGUUCCUGAGUUGUCCAAUAGGGAUGCAGAGAUCUGGGGAUGCUGAGGUGUCCUGCAGCUCCAGUCUCCUGUGGUCUCCUCCACCAGAGAACGUGGAGUGCCUGCCAGUCCCCGUGGCCACAGUCCCUCCAGCAUUGAGGUGUAAAGCGUGGGAGAAGCCUGGCAAGGAGCAGUGUGUGUGUAAACUGCCCUACGAAUGCGAGGCCUCCUUUCCCAUCUGUGCAUCUCUACGGGCGGACAGGGUGAGCCAGCUGGGCCUGUGCCAACUGGGUGCCCUGCAGUGCCUGGGCAAGAGCUUCAGCCUGCUCAAUGACAGCUCCUGCCAGUGGCCCACACGGCCCCCCUUCACCUCCUGUCAAGACUGCCCACCCUGGGAGAAGUGCCAGGGACUGGCGUGCGUGUGCAGGGAACCCGAGGAGUGUCCAGUAGAUGCCAAUCAGCUGUGCGUGUCUCUGGGGGAUGGCGGCGCCCCCAUCCUGAUGUCGGAGUGCGAGAUGGGUGCCCUGCGGUGCCAGGGGGAAGCCUUCACCCUAAUCAGCAUCGGACCCUGCCCCUCUUGAAGACACCAGCAGGAAAUGCACAGUACAUUUUGCAGUGUUAAUUCAACGCUUACGGAGUCUGGUCCUUCACUAUAGCUGUUUCCCAAUGUCCAGUGUUCUAGCCUUGCUUGGACGUGAAAUGCCGAGUGAUUGUUAGUGGUGUGGAUCGGCACUGCCCUCACGAUCCGAUUCGAUCACGAUUCGGGAGGUAGCGAUUCGAUUCGAUUCGAUUCGAUUCGAUUCGAUUCUAUGCGAUCCGAUCCGAUCCGAUUCAAUUCUACAAUGCAUUGCAAUGCAUUACAUUUCUACUGAAAGCAAAGCAAAUGUUUAAUCAGUCAUGAUGAGGCAA